Molecule: messenger RNA, 4768 nt
Organism: Brienomyrus brachyistius
Lineage: Eukaryota; Metazoa; Chordata; Actinopteri; Osteoglossiformes; Mormyridae
Gene: camk2a
Product: calcium/calmodulin-dependent protein kinase II alpha
Exons: 19
Coding region: 331-1800 (489 amino acids)
Biological process (GO): protein phosphorylation
Cellular component (GO): cytoplasm; neuron projection
Molecular function (GO): ATP binding; calmodulin binding; calcium/calmodulin-dependent protein kinase activity
Source: RefSeq, a predicted model, not a curated record
GUGCACGUAGGAGUGCUCCAUCUCCAAUGUGUGAAUAUGAGCCAGUCUGGCAGCCUGGCUAAAGAGAGUGGAGAGGAUGCAGUUGCCAUGACAACGGGACUGUGCAUUCAUGAGCAAUGUUGGCUGGGAUUGGAUGAGAAAGACAGGCAGGGGCAGUGCUGGAGCAACCCUGGCAUCUAGGAUCUCUCCUCGUUCCACUCCGGAGAUCAGGAAAGUGAUAGAUCCACUCGUCUCACCGGGAGGCUUCCAAACCACAUCAGCAUCUUCCUAGAACACCGACAUCAUUAGCGUAACAUAAAAAGGAUCGAUCGAGUUCUACAUAAAUCCAGCAUGGCCACCAUCACCUGUACUCGAUUCUCUGAGGAAUACCAGCUCUUUGAAGAACUGGGCAAGGGAGCGUUUUCUGUGGUGCGCAGAUGCAUGAAGGUGCUGUCUGGCCAGGAGUACGCCGCCAAGAUCAUCAACACCAAGAAGCUCUCUGCUAGGGAUCACCAGAAGCUGGACCGGGAGGCCAGGAUCUGCCGACUGCUGAAACACCCCAACAUCGUGCGGCUCCACGACAGCAUCUCUGAGGAAGGACAUCAUUAUCUCAUCUUCGACCUUGUGACAGGCGGAGAACUCUUUGAGGACAUCGUGGCCAGAGAAUACUACAGUGAAGCAGACGCCAGUCAUUGCAUCCAGCAGAUCCUUGAGGCCGUCCUGCACUGUCACCAGAUGGGGGUGGUGCACCGCGAUCUGAAGCCGGAGAACCUGCUCUUGGCGUCCAAGUCCAAAGGAGCAGCCGUCAAGCUGGCGGACUUCGGGCUGGCCAUCGAGGUGGAGGGAGAGCAGCAGGCCUGGUUUGGGUUUGCCGGCACUCCCGGAUAUCUGUCCCCUGAGGUCCUACGCAAGGAUCCUUACGGCAAAGCAGUGGACCUUUGGGCCUGCGGUGUCAUCUUAUACAUCCUCCUGGUGGGCUAUCCUCCAUUUUGGGAUGAGGACCAGCACCGAUUAUAUCAGCAGAUCAAGGCUGGGGCCUAUGAUUUCCCAUCUCCAGAGUGGGACACUGUCACGCCUGAAGCGAAGGAUCUCAUCAACAAGAUGCUGACCAUCAACCCCGCAAAGAGGAUCACCGCCUCAGAGGCCCUGAAACACCCCUGGAUCUCACACCGAUCUACCGUGGCAUCCUGCAUGCACAGGCAGGAGACUGUGGAGUGCCUGAAGAAGUUCAAUGCCAGGAGGAAGCUGAAGGGCGCUAUUCUUACCACCAUGUUGGCAACGCGGAAUUUUUCCGGAGGAAAGAGCGGGGUCAGCAAGAAGGCCGACGGCGUCAAGAAAAGGAAGUCCAGUUCCAGUGUCCAGCUGAUGGAAUCGUCUGAAAGCACCAACACCACCAUCGAGGAUGAGGAUACCAGAGUGAGAAAACAGGAGAUCAUCAAAGUCACGGAGCAGCUCAUUGAGGCCAUUAGCAACGGAGACUUCGAGAGCUACGCGAAGAUGUGCGACCCCAGUGUGACAGCCUUCGAACCCGAGGCCCUGGGGAACUUGGUCGAGGGUCUGGACUUCCACCGCUUUUACUUUGAGAACCUGUGGUCCAAAAACAGCAAGCCGGUCCACACCACCAUCCUGAACCCCCACAUCCACCUGAUCGGGGAAGAGGCAGCCUGCAUCGCCUACAUCCGCAUCACCCAGUACAUCGACACCAACGGUAUGCCUCGCACGGCCCAGUCGGAGGAGUCGCGGAUCUGGCACAGGCGCGACGGCAAGUGGCAGAUAGUUCACUUCCACCGCUCUGGGGCCCCUUCUGCCAUAGCUAAGUAAGUUAUCAAGCUAAGAAAGUUCUCAGAGGAAAUGAGCGAAAAGCCUAUUUAUGACGCCAGUGAUCAGCUGACUGUCCGGGAGGGGGGCACUGCCCACCAGCUCGAGGAUCUGUACCCUCUGCUUCUCAUCUCUUACUUAAAUCGUGUUUAUUUCGCUGCUUGAUCCGUAUGAAUGAUGCUAUGGGAGUCGCACAUUUGAGUCACCAUGUAGAUGUAUAUACGAUAUUCACACAUAUCCUGUAUACAUACAGGCGCAUACAGUAGAUAUUGUUUCUUUGGCCUUUCUGUUUAGCUAUUUUAGUAGAACUUAAUACAGGCAUGAUUAUACAUUUAUAUGUUUUAUGGGUUUUUUUUUUUUCGAUCCAGGAAUCACUUUCAUUUCCUGACUCUACUGAAAGUAAACUUGCCUUUCCGCUGCUGUGGUUUUCACUCUCCAUAUAACCACACGGUAUCAACAGUGUGUUUGCGAUCACUUGAGGAACGUCUGGCAUCGGCCCAUUGCUUAGCGCUGGGCCUACCUGCAACACAUCAGUCGAGUGAGCCGUUCGGUCCAAAGAUAUUACAUUCUGUUCCUCUUUGUUGAAUGCGAGUACUGAAUGUGUCUAUUAAUUUCAGUGCAGAUGUACACACUUGAUAAUGGAUCUCAUUUUACUUUUAAACACAAUGACCUUCUUUUUUAGAUGCACAUUGCUCAUAAAUUAAUUUGUAGAGACACAAGUCAGUAGUCACUUAUUCUGAGAUAUAAUCUAUCGUACAAAAUAUGUUACAACGACGGUGUGAUAUCCUGUCCCAGACUAUGAUGCCGAUAAGCUCGAAAAAACACUGAAUCUCUUUGUGCGGAUAGAGGAUAGUUAUUAGAGCCACCUUAAAUUACUUUAUUCUUCCAGCUGACAAGCUGUACAACGAUGAGAGAACAUAUUUUGUUGCUUACAGUAGAUGGUGGUUUAAAGUUUAAAGCAAUUUAUAGGAGGCCAAACUGGAUUUUUUUGCAAUAAAAACACUGGUGUGUUUCCUUUAUGAAGUUUUAUAGUUUUCUUUCCUUAAUGAAGAGCAGAGGAGAUGUGAAUGUGUUCGCGUUAAAAUUGUCCACAAUUGCUUCUCUUUCCUUUUCCCACUUCCUGUUUAUCUGUGUCGUUUCAUAGUCACAAUUUGACUUUGAAAGUGGGAAAAAAAAACUUAUUUUGUUCUCAGAUCAGCUUGGCUGGGGGUGGGCGGAGAGAGCUUGUUUUGCAAAGGGUGAUGCGAACCAGACAGGCUAAAACGUAUGCGCUAAUGGAGAGAUACACAAGGCCACUGAGAAACUAGUGCUAAACAUUAUACAAGGCUCUAGGCCUGGUAGUAAUAUGAUGUCGGUGCAAAAGCGAGACAAAACUGAACAUUGGCAUUUAAUCACAUGACAAAAAUAAACCAAUGGCCUGACUUUGCACGAUAAUUCGAAAUCAAUGCAUUUGUCGAGCUAUUUAACUUCGGCAACCUUUUAUUUGGAAGCAAACCAGUUCAAAAUAGAGAGAGAGAGAGAGGAAAAAAAGCUUGAUUCAGGGAUUCUGUCUAAUAUGUGCUGCAUUUAUAUAGCAAGUACCAAACUGGGCCUUUGGGAAAGCUUAACUUUGAACCUCGUACAAAUAGUCCAGCUGGGUUUAAAGAGAUCCUGGGUUCAGUAUCAGAACUUCCGUCCGAUCGGCUUUCCUGAAUGUGCUCUUGUACUUCCUCAUGCCAGUGGAGGCCUCGUCAGACGUUCUGAGACGAUAUUACUGAGAUUUGAGAAUAUUUAUUGUUGAGAACUUGCGUAAAGGAUGCUUAAUAUUUUGUUUUAAAUUAAUUCAGUUGAUGCAUGCAGUUUGUACUGUGUUUGUUGAACUAAAGGGAUCAGAUACACCUUAAACUCAUGUAAAAUAUCUAGUAUUUAGUGCAGAUUGUGUAAAUACUACAGCACACUGUAGUGAAAAUUAUACUUUUUCCGUGUUUGAAAACUUUGUAUGUAUAUAAUUAUUGUACUGAUGCUUUACAUGUAUUUAAUGAAGAAUGGUGAACUUUAUAUGAAAAUAUUUUUAAUCUACACUGAAAAUGAUGUCAAAUUAAUAUACAGAAGGUAUCGGAGAAAAGGGAAGAUGUAGUUAGUGGAUAGAUUUUGAUUUUAAAGGUUAUUUCUGGGACCAAAAUAUUGCUUACGGCGUUGCUUCUGAGACGGAUGCCAUCGCCUUCCCUGCGCUUUCCCAUCAUCCUUUAGAAACUGAGUGACUUGCAAAAAAUAUGUACAAAAAUAUGUGCAUCAUCUAAAACCUGUCACUCUGCGCCUUCAGUACUAACCCUCCGUUCCUUAUCCCAUGUACCGCCUCCCCAACAGCCAUAACACACAACAAAGUGAUUUUAUGUGAAACAUACAGAUAUUCCAACAACCGGACAUGAAUAAUUGAGUUUCACUUCAGGUCACAUGGCAACCAUGCAAAAUAUUUGCACAAACCGCAGUCGAUUGCUCUACAAUUGUUAGCUUUAGCAUUAUUGACGUUAUUAUUGCCCAUGUGACUAAUAAGAAUAUUCCUGCACAACCCCCCCCCCCAAUCGCCCACAUAAUGCAUUCUUGUGCAAUAAAUAGACUGUACACCUUGUAACAUAAUUCCGCGAGCGGCCAACCUGAACAGGUUUUGUGAGCCUGGCACCAUGUUUACUACAACCUGCGGUUUUCGCUUAGAGCAGAAACACACUCAGACUAUAGGCUCUGAAUACUACUGAGGAGAUGCACAGUAAACAAUGUAACAGUAUUCUGCAUUAAUAGUUUUUGUGCUUUUGUCUUCUGUAAUUGCUGGUUUGAUCUGUAUCACGUUAGAAUGAUGGCUGGUUACUUAUUUAUUUCUUUAGUUUAAUUUGCCGCUUGUAUGUCUUUUAGUUUUUAAGAAAUAUCAGUGCCAGUAUUGAUACAAUAAACAUAAUGGUGUUUUCAUAAAUAAAAUUGUAUUUAUCAAUUACAAGAA